Molecule: messenger RNA, 498 nt
Organism: Lucilia cuprina (Australian sheep blowfly)
Lineage: Eukaryota; Metazoa; Arthropoda; Insecta; Diptera; Calliphoridae
Product: PI-stichotoxin-Hcr2j-like
Exons: 2
Coding region: 89-337 (82 amino acids)
Molecular function (GO): serine-type endopeptidase inhibitor activity
Source: RefSeq, a predicted model, not a curated record
UUUUGAAACUCCUAUAAAUACUGUUUAAAAAUAAACACAUUUCAAAACUACACUAACUGCUGCUUGUAAUUGAUUCAUUUACAUCAAAAUGUUAUUCUUGAAUAUGUUUGCUUUAUUAUUUAUUGCACUAACAACGGUUCAAGCGUGCACGAAUAGAGUUCAACUGUUUUCCUGCACUCAACCAGCAAAUGUGGGUCGCAGUGGACCGAGAUGUCAUCGCAGCAUUAUGUGGUAUUAUUAUGCUGGUCAAUGUCAUCAAAUGCUUUAUAGAGGCUGCGGUGGUAACAGGAAUCGUUUUUGCACCCGUAAUGCAUGUCUACGAAUAUGCCGAAAUUGACAAAAGCUUAAUUCUCCCACACAAAGUUUUAAGGCCUCAAACCAUGAGAAAAGAAUUAAAAAUUGCCAACACUGACUGAUUUACAAUUCAGUGCCGAAUUUUGUUUAUUGUAAUUUAUGUUAAAAUUCUCUAAAAGAAAUAAAAACAACUUGCUAAUUUUA